This is a messenger RNA of Thlaspi arvense, 294 nucleotides long. Lineage: Eukaryota; Viridiplantae; Streptophyta; Magnoliopsida; Brassicales; Brassicaceae. The record is from the annotation of a GenBank genome assembly.
AUGUCACGGAAUCAGAAAUAUAUAAAUAGUGUUGUAACUCGUUACUGGUAUGAUCAUGAGAGCUAUUUCGCGAAGGUAAUCACCGAAGAGGUUAAGAAAAUGUUAGCAAAAAUUUCGAAAAGAGAAGAGGAAGAGUUUACUAAAAGAACAAGAGAAAGAGAACAACUUGCAGAAGCAAAACGCAACUCUUUGUCAGGAAAUGCAAAGAAGCUGAUUAAAUCUGUUGUACCUAAAGGAGUUCUGGUUUUACUUCUUGCAAUGCUUGUUGAUCCUUAUGUUUUGUGCUUUAUCUGU